Zonotrichia leucophrys gambelii is the source of this 4072-nucleotide messenger RNA. RefSeq names its product placental growth factor (gene PGF). Gene Ontology annotation, molecular function: growth factor activity; vascular endothelial growth factor receptor binding; chemoattractant activity. Gene Ontology annotation, biological process: vascular endothelial growth factor receptor signaling pathway; response to hypoxia; positive regulation of protein phosphorylation. The record is from RefSeq and is a predicted model, not a curated record. The transcript is spliced from 7 exons. Gene Ontology annotation, cellular component: membrane. Lineage: Eukaryota; Metazoa; Chordata; Aves; Passeriformes; Passerellidae. Bases 59 to 553 code for a protein of 164 amino acids.
CGGCAUGCCGGGGGCGGCGGGGCGGUAGUGGCGGCGCCGAGUCUGUACCGGGGCGGCGAUGCGGCUGCUCGGCGCCUUCCUGCGGCUGCUGGUGGCCGGGACGCUGGGGGCACCGCCCGCCCCGGCCCCGGAGGAACGGGGGACCGCCAGCACGGAGUCUCCCGUCCUUACCUUUCGGGAGAUCUGGAAUCGUAGUUUCUGCCGGCCUCUGGAGCAGCUGGUGGACGUCAUUACCGAAUUCCCCAACGAGGUGGAGUACAUUUUCAGACCCUCCUGCGUCUCUCUGCAGCGCUGCGGAGGCUGUUGUGGGGACGAGGGUCUCCGCUGCGUGCCCGUGGAGACGAGCACGGUCACCAUGCAGCUCCUGAAGAUAAAGCCAAACGGGGAGGCACCCUAUGUGGAGAUGGCGUUCACGGAGCACAAGCAGUGCGAGUGCAGGCCCCGGCAGGACCUGAUGAGGCUGGGAAGGAGGAGGUCCAAGGGCCGAGGUAAGAGAAGACAGGACAAGAAGGGACGGAAAGACUGUGAACUGUGUGGCACACCCCGCAGGUAGCCCCUGCCCUGCCCCAGCCCCGCUCCCACCAUGGGCCGAGCCAGCUGCCCUUGUCCCCAGCACGGGGCACUGUGGAGCCGUGUCCCUCCAGGACUCCAGCACGGAAGAGCUGACUGUUACUCCUGCUUGGCCCUGCUGGGAGCACAGCCUGGCACCAAGGACUCCCUUGCCCCAUCUGCCCCACUGGCAGCAAGAGAAAAGGACUUGUGACCAAGCCUGGGGCUGAAGAUGAGGAGCUCAAGCAGCGUGCUGCUGUUUGAGGACAUUCUAGGGGCAAUGAGGAGCCAAGCUGGUGCAUGUGCUGCUGGAACUGGCUGGGGAGGACAGCAUGAUGUGGCAGUGAGCGGAGAUGGCUCACAGGGCUGCACCUGCAAAACUUCUCUGUCCUGCCAGUGCUCUGCAGCUGGGGAGGAAGGAAACCUGGGGCAGGCAAGGCUGUAGGGCUGCAUCCGUCCCAGUUUUGGCACGGGGCAGAUGCCAGGGAUCUGUUCUGCUUGGGAACAGAAGGGAACUGGGCUGCUCAUGUUUUCACAGCUGCAUCUCAGCUUUGCCCUGCUCAAUAAAAGCUGGUCAGACAUGGGAGCUGGCAGCUCCUGUCUGCUUUCCAACAAGGCAGGGAACUUCCCCAUGGGCACCCACUCAGGCUGGAAUAGGGCUGUGACCCAGAGUUUGUCCCCAUCACCAAUCCUGCAGCACCAAGGGACUGCCCUUGGUGUGAUGCUGGAGAUGGGCAACCAGCAGGUUCCUCCCUGGGCUGGGGGCUAUCCUUGUGCUGGAGUUCAGCUGGGUACUGGGAGACCCUUGGGUGAGCUGCCCUUCCCCUCCACAGCACAGUGUGGGACUGGUACCUCUCCCUGUUCACCCUGCCCAUCCUGUGCUCGCCCAUUCUCUUUUUUUGUUUGAAAGCUUCAAACAAAAGACCGGAGGGCAAGAUCUGCAAAGGUUUUAGGGUUAUCCUUAAAUGAAGGGACCUGUGGUUUAUCCUGCUCUGAGGAACAAGAGUGACGCCUAACUCCGCAAGAACUGGGGUCCAAGGUGGCUCCUUGCCACACCUGACAGAGCUGCCUGUGGUAGGGGUUACAUUAUGAUGCUCCAAGCCAUAAUGCUGGUGUUGCCUGAGGCUGGGGACAUGGGGACAGGGCAGAUCCCUGCCAGGGGAAGCUGGAGGUGGGUGUUGAGGUUAUGUGGACCUGCAUACUGCCAUCAAAUAGCAGGGAAUUGACUGUGCGAGUUGUCAUUGUGCAGCUGGGCAUAUCGUUCAGGAGCUUGCUGGAUCCCUUUUGGAUCCCAUUUCCAGGCAUCCACAGUAUCCUGGAGCACAGCCUACAUGGCCUUUGCCUCAAAAUAGCCCAUGAAGUUCCUCCUUCACUACCUCACAGGUGAGGGGAACUUGCUGCUCCCCUUCCCACAUCACUCAAAGUCUGUGUGGACCAUGUGCUGGCCUGGUCCACACAGGCUUUCCCUGUCACUGUGUGUCAUUUCUGUCUGGCUGGCUCUGCUCUGAGGCCAAGGAGAACCAAGUGCAGCACUUGGAUGUAUGUGAUGGUUUCUGUAUUGUCUUUAAUACCCUGGUAGUAUUACAUGUUUAAAAAAGGAAGCUACAUAAAUCAAGUAUGUUAAUUAAUAAAAAUAAGUUUAUCAAGACUCAUGAUUAGGAUUAAAACAAAUUCAAACACACUAACACACAGUGGCUUUUCCUGUACACAGUUCCUGGUGUCUGGUGUCUGCAUUGAGGUGUUUCAGGCAGCUCUGCCCAUCAGAAGUGGCAGGGCCAGACCCCUGCCUUGCACAGACCCCGGCCUUGCUUCUCUCCCUCUAUCACCUGGAUGCCAUGUGUGGCCUUGUCCCCUGCUCCUCCAAUGGGGUGUUGGAUAGCAAGAAUGUGAGUGCUGGGAGGGAUGUGGCUGUCCCACUGCAGCCAUGAUGAGCAGAAUAGCUGGGGCAGGUCUGGAACAAGGGGAAACAUCACUUACACAAGAGGUUUGGGAGCUGCAGCUCCAGCUCCAUGGAGGUAACAGGAACCUAAUGAGGCCCAGCCCAUGAAGUUCCUGUGAUUGCUGCAGGCAUCACAUGCCCAGGGCAGUGCUAGCUCCUUUCCCUGUCCCUGCCAGAGGGGAGAGUCCUCAGACCCUACUCACUCCAGGGUGGCAGGGACUGCCAGCAGGACCUCCCACCCAAUGGCAGGAUGAGGAUCAGGGUGGGGGACUGCUGCUCUGAGGAGCAGAGGCUUCCUGGCUUCAGGGCUUGUGUCCAAUGCCCAUGUUUCCUCUCGAGGGGACCCACCACUGUCUGCCUGUCCCUCUGUGUGGUCCCUGUUGUAGCUCUUUUUAUAGCACGAGCUCCUGGGAGCUCUCCUUGGCCACAGCAGAUGUGUGAGCACUCUGACAAGAUCAGCUACAUCUACAGAACCCCAUGUACCCAGGUACUACCGUGCAGGGCUGUAGGUGCCCUUGUGAAGGGACCCUGACAUACCCCAGCCCCAGAGACAGCAGCAUCCACCAUGGACAGGCAGAAAACCUGUUCCAGCCCCAGUGCUCCCAACUCCCUCACCCCUUCUCUGCUGAGUACCCCUUGCAGCUGUCCCACAGAGCCCAGGAACAACACGCCACUGGGUUAUCAGUGUCCUGGGGCUCCCUGUGCCUUCCAGCCUUACAGGGCAAAGGUUUGUUUAAAAAGGCUUUAGGAGCUGCAGGAAGAUGGUUUAGGAGGAUAGUUAUAGGGAGACAAAACAUAAAGCAGCCUCAUGCACCAGGAAAAAUAUUUUACAUUUUUUUGGGAAGUAACUGUAAAGGUGAUGUGGGCAUUGGCCCAGAGAUGUAGCAUUGUAGCUGGUGAAGCCCUGAUGUUGAAGCUUCCCUGUCACCUCUGGUGUCCCUGAGCACAGGCUGCCAUCAGAGCUCUGCCACCCAGCAGUGUCUGCCAGCCAUGCCCAGGCAGGUCUCCCACAUGUCUCCAUGCAAAUAAAGAAACACUGAGGUCUUAACUUCAUGAUUGCAAGUCUCUUGCACCCUCACAAAAUUUGGCAUAAUCCUGCCUGUUGAAGCCAGUGCUGUUUGCAGUCUCAGCGUAUUUUAAGCUUUUGCUAGCUCUCAAGUGUCAGUUUCAGCUUGUGAGAAAAGAGGCAGCUCUCCCUCCUCUCCCUGCUCUUUGUCUGUGCUGGUUCUGCUUUGGCAGUUCCCACUUCCCAACAAGGAGCACAAGCUCUUCAACAGGUUAAUCUAAAAGUAAUCCCCUAAAUUCAAGGCACUCUAUCCAGCACUGACAUGCAAACCUGGAAGCCCACAGGUAAAGGCAGUUGUGCCUCAGGGCUGGUACAAAUCUUCUUCCCCUGCAAGGCUUUUCCUCACAGGAGCAUCCUCGAGGCACUUCCUGCUGAUGCCUUUGACUCACUCUCUUCUGGCCACUCCAGAGAUGUUUAAUGAAGAACUUAACUUAGUUUUGUACCCUCCUGGUGACUCCUCUUCCCACAUCUCCCUGCCACUAUCACCUCAAUAUCCAAACCACUCUACAGAUAGAUUG